AUGGGGGUUGUUUUUGUCUUGCAUGUUAAAUUUGAUUCUUCUAUCAGCUUUGCUUUAUUGGAUGAAGACGCCCCCCCAAUCACUUCCUGCUUUGAAAACUUAUUGUAUAGUCUGCAAUCUUUAUCUGCAAGUGUUUUGUCUAAUGUAUAUACAGCACCAGCGUAUAGCGCGAUCCAGUACGAGACCCGUGCAUUUUUCCCUGAUUUUGGAAGAAUGCCUUCAGAAUAUCAGGGUUGGCCUAACGACCACCAAGAUGCUCUGUGGGAGGGACUGCAUUCGAAGGGUCGAACUAUUCAAAUCAGCUCUGAAGAGAAUAGUAUGCUUUACAACCCGUCGAUACAUGUACCGAUGGUCGGGCUUGAAGAUCAAUAUAUGAUUGGUCUAGAUGUUUUUCACCAGUUACAUUGUUUGGAUACUAUACGCAAAUCGUUUUACCCAAGGAGGUAUAACAUCACCCUUCUCAAGUCAGAUGGAACGGUCAACUAUGUCCCAUGGCUUCACGUUGAUCAUUGCAUCGAGUCUAUCAGGCAGUCGCUGAUGUGUAAUGCCGAUGUGACUCCUAUGCAUUACGAGUGGAGCGAUGAAAUUAAAUCUGUAGUACCAAAGAUAACAGUGACGCACGUUUGCCGCAACUUCGACAAAGUUAAGAAGUGGGCUGCAGAUCGAUGGGUUGAUUGGAAGUGGACAGAUAAUCGGAAGGUUGUAGAAAACGGUAAAGUGAAAGAUUAUUCAAAUUGGAAAGUCGAGACAGAAGAACAUCCUCUUCCCAAUGAUUGGGCUGAGAAUGAGCGUGCGAACGAAUUCGUUCAAUAGUCGGUCAUAGUAGAUGGCCUU
This is a messenger RNA of Bipolaris maydis ATCC 48331, 834 nucleotides long. RefSeq lists its product as uncharacterized. NCBI's taxonomy places the organism in Eukaryota, Fungi, Ascomycota, Dothideomycetes, Pleosporales, Pleosporaceae. The record is from RefSeq and is a predicted model, not a curated record. Gene Ontology annotation, biological process: mycotoxin biosynthetic process.